This is a messenger RNA of Penicillium longicatenatum, 537 nucleotides long. RefSeq names its product ankyrin repeat domain-containing protein. Lineage: Eukaryota; Fungi; Ascomycota; Eurotiomycetes; Eurotiales; Aspergillaceae. The record is from RefSeq and is a predicted model, not a curated record. The transcript has a single exon. Bases 1 to 537 code for a protein of 178 amino acids. Gene Ontology annotation, molecular function: protein binding.
AUGCGGCUCUCUUUUGGCCAGUUCAUUUCUGUAAAGCUGAAGCAGGAUGAGACGGUACUUCUCGUGAUCGGUCUUUGUGAGGCAAAACCGGAAGUAUUCAAAGAUUGGGCGGGAUUCUACUUCGAGUGGAACCAAAUCCCCGAGCAGACAACGCCCUUGAUGGUGGCAUCUGUGCAUGGUCUCGAAGCUGUUGUUCGCCGGUUGCUUCAGAAUCGAGGAGCGGAUAUCGAUACCAGGGACACCUUAAGUAGCACACCACUCUCAUUAGCUGCACAGUAUGGACACGAAGCUGUGGUGCAGCUACUUCUAGAGACCGGACAAGUGGACUUGAACAGCCAAGACUCUCGGCAUGAGACACCACUCUCAGUAGCCGCAUGGCUAGGACACGAAGCCGUGGUGAAGCUACUCCUAAAAACUGGAAAAGUGAAUGUCAAUUGUAAAGACAUUGAUAAUGACACGCCACUAUCAAUCGCUGCACGACGUGGAGAUGAACCUGUGGUGAAACUACUCUUGGAUACUGAUCACCUGGCCGCCUAA